Messenger RNA from Amyelois transitella, 1041 nucleotides. RefSeq names its product trypsin-1-like. Bases 1 to 1041 code for a protein of 346 amino acids. Lineage: Eukaryota; Metazoa; Arthropoda; Insecta; Lepidoptera; Pyralidae. The transcript is spliced from 5 exons. The record is from RefSeq and is a predicted model, not a curated record. Gene Ontology annotation, biological process: proteolysis. Gene Ontology annotation, molecular function: serine-type endopeptidase activity.
AUGCGUGCUAAUGAUUCUAGAACUAAAGAUGCUUUAGAGCAGAAAAAGCAAAAAGUAGGAAAGCGAACCCCAGCAUUUAACGUUAUAAUAAUACCAGUGUCAGACUCCCAAUCUCUAUUUGCAAAUCUCAAAAAGUUACAAUCACCAAAACAUGCAACAAGAGAUCAAUACUCAAAACUUGACAUUGAAAGUUACGAAGAACCUACUGAUAUACCAGAUGUCGAUAAUCUCGAUUUACAAGAAGAAAGACAGACUAAUAUCAAUAGAGAAUUAGAUAAUGUUAACAUAAAUGACGAAAGGAGUUUUAGACAAGAAAGAAGAGAAGAUUUUUAUGGUAGAGCGGACAAUUUUGGAGAAGAUAAGAUUGUAGGAGGUACUGAAGUUGAUAUAAAUUUGUAUCCGUAUCACGUGGCGUAUGGAACCAACUGUGGUGGUGCUAUCAUUGACAAGAAAUGGAUAAUAACAGCGGGACAUUGUGGCAAGAAACCGUACAUAAGGGUGGGUUCCAAGUACCUUAACCAGGGUCGGAAGAUCAUGGUCAAAUCCAACCACAUCCACCCAAUGUGGGGGGCUUCCAACAAGGACCAUCCUUUCGACUACGACUUCCAACUCUUGGAGUUGAACGAGAAUCUGAAAUUUGACUCGAACGUUCAGCCAGUGAAGAUUGCUCACAUUGAAGACAUGACAAUAGGGAAGGUAGUGACAGUCACUGGGUGGGGGAAUACCGAAGAAAAUGGUCCAUAUUCCAAUGUGUUGAGAGCAGUAAGGGUACCAAUAAUAUCCAAGGAAAACUGCCAAAGGGUGCCGUACCCUUAUUUCAGAGGAGCCUUAACUUCUAGAAUGUUCUGCGCUGGAUUCUCAGAAGGGAAAAAGGACGCUUGCCAGGGUGACUCCGGAGGUCCUGCAGUAGCCUAUGACAGAAUCCUGGGCAUGGUGUCCUUCGGGUACGGAUGUGCCACACCUGGUUCCUAUGGAGUGUACUCCAAGAUCGCCAAAGUGAGGCCCUGGAUCGAAGAAGUGACGAAAUUAAAACUCGAUUAG